CUUGUCCUUGUUCUUGCCGGUGCGCCGGCGCUCGGGCGCGUUGUCAAUGCGAUCAAAGUGCUCCUUGGCCAGCGCAUUCUGCAUGAACAAAGCAGAUGGGGACCAGUCUGUCAGGAGCUGAAAGAUUGAGAGGCACGGAUGGGCAGCAGAGCGAUGACCGCGCCGCCGCCUCUGUGCGCGGGGCAAAUGACCUGCUUGAUUGGGGUAGCGCUGGCGGCAGCGGGCACGCACGGUGCCUGCAGCUUGCGCUGCCCACGGCGACACGCACCCGCCCUCCGAGUUCGCGGCUGGUGCGCGCAGCCAACGGCACCAUACAUUGCGGCACACCUGACCACAUACGCACGCGCCCAACGGCCUCACAGCACCAGUACAUAGGUUCUGACGGCCGCAGCCUCCGGCCGCUGAGCGAGCUGCGAGGUGUGCGCACGGCUAGGUGAUUUACUGCUUCGACGAGGAGGUGCGCUACAACAUCCAACUCUACUUCGUCGAUAACAUGGCUGGUACAUUGCAGGCUUUCGCGAUCGGGGCUCGUCCCGCGAUGGACAGCGUGGAGGCCGCGCUGGACCGCGUCAAGAUGAACAUGAACCUCAAGUUCGCGGACUGGGGGCUGCCCUGCCCCAUUACAGGAGAGCCGGGCGCAAUGGCGCAGCCGGCAGCGUUUGGCGGCCAGCGGCAGCUCGUGAGGGCGGCGCUGUUGGACUGGGGUGAAAGGGCGUAAGGUGCUGUAGGCUUGUGGUGCCCGUUGCAUCUAGACUCAAGGCGUGGGCAAGACAGAUGUCCCUGUAGAAGUGGUAGAGCGCACGCAGCAGCAGGAGCAGGAGGGAAGAGGGCAGGGUUUGGUGGCGACGGCAUGUCGACGGCCAGGUUGGUGGUGGGCAAGGAGCGAGUUAGCAAGCGGCCGGGGCAGGGCCUGUGGGCAUCAGCAGCAACCGUACGCUGCUGUGACAGCGGCAGCACGCAAACGUGUGUGCGCGUGCUGUGUGUAGGUGUAUGUGCGUGAAAGGAAGAUGACAAGCAUACCCGCAGUAUGUGUGUGUAGGCGGGAAUUGACUGAGAAUGGUACCGUAUACGGUAAUGCCGAGGCGGUUGCCCUAGGCGGCAGCAGGGGUUGCAAGUGUGCUCAGGUACUGCGCUGGCUGGUUACUGUACAUGGUGCUCUCUCCGGUCCUUUCAUGGGGGAGGUAGGCUACAGCGGCCGUCUUUUGGGCCCCGGUCAGUGGAAGACCACAGCUGUAGCAGGUUGUGUCGAGUGUGAGCUGUGUGACAUUCACCUGUUGGUGGCAGGUGGCGGUCAACCUAUCUAUCAUUGCUCGUGUCGGUGAUGCGAUGCUGGUGGUGCUGGUACCUUCAAUCAAGUCGGAGACGCUAGGGGACUGCUGGACUAAUGCUGGAAAGGCUGGCUGUAUGUGAAGAGCAGACUGAGCAGCGGCACGCUAGGAAUGGUGUGCGUGUGAAGAGCUACGGUCAGCCAAGACAGCUGGGCUUCGGCGUUACCCACCCAUGAGUCCCCAGUGAAGUAGAUUUGCGCAAGCCUGAUGUAACAGUACCUAACGGGUUACCGGACAUUCCGGUGCUGCUACACCGGAAUGUUCUGCUCGUGCGCAACAUUUCAUAUGCCCCCGCCAGCACUAGCAGCUCAUCGGGCACGCAGUCCAGCAUCGCCGUCGAUGGCCAACUACGCUACCUCGCCUCACUGGCGGUCCUGCAUGAUUGCCGGCCUACGGGCCCCUUACAAGGAAAACGCUUUCACAACCCUACGUACGGAAAUCCUAAGCAGUCACUGGCGCGUGAACUGCGUCCCUCUUGUUACCAAUGCAAUCUAAGCAGUCUCAGCUAGUCAUCAAGUCUUAUUACCAUUCAGGCUACGUGAGCCAUAUAUAAGGACGCACGAUCCCAGACACACAUGUACACGUUUGUGGCAACCAACAUGCAGAAGUCACUGUGGUUGUGGCCAGGCACGACAGCACGAGCUGGCACGAGCCGUAUGCAAAACAAAACCGGUGGAUCCAUACAGACUGGCACAGCACAAGAUAAAAGCUGA
This is a messenger RNA of Chlamydomonas reinhardtii, 2041 nucleotides long. RefSeq lists its product as uncharacterized. Lineage: Eukaryota; Viridiplantae; Chlorophyta; Chlorophyceae; Chlamydomonadales; Chlamydomonadaceae. Bases 494 to 718 code for a protein of 74 amino acids. The transcript is spliced from 2 exons. The record is from RefSeq and is a predicted model, not a curated record.